AUGUCUGCGCAUGUGCAUCUCCGUGUCUCAUUAACAAAUGACCAAAAAUUUGGUGGCGCCUUCCGUCAAUAUCUGAUCAGGAAGAAAAAUGGCGGUUUGUUGAAGAUUCUUUCAUUUUGGCAGGACGUGAAUGACUAUGGGUCGGGGGAUACGAAAACCACUGACCGACACAUUCGGCAGGGGCAAGCUUGGGAUAUUUAUCACAAGUAUAUCGGCAACCACGAUAAACCAAACAUUGAAAUUUGCAACAAAGUAAGAGACACAAUUUACAACACCCUCUUGAAUACCAAGGAUUUCGUGUCGGCUUCCAUUUUCAACCCAGUCAAAGAGGAAGUUGUUUUUCGCUUGGAGGCAGCUUGGAAACGAAGUCUUCAAGAAGAUCUAAAAAACUAUUUGGACUGCAAGACCCGUGCCCAGGGAGGAACGCCGCCUUCCAGUGCCGAUGCUAUUGACGUCUCUUUACAGGACGGGAAACUGGUGAUACGGAGACCAAAUCCUUGGCUAAAGAGGUGA
This is a messenger RNA of Acanthosepion pharaonis, 513 nucleotides long. Lineage: Eukaryota; Metazoa; Mollusca; Cephalopoda; Sepiida; Sepiidae. The record is from the annotation of a GenBank genome assembly.